This is a messenger RNA of Rhopalosiphum maidis (corn leaf aphid), 512 nucleotides long. Its product is annotated as macrophage migration inhibitory factor homolog. The record is from RefSeq and is a predicted model, not a curated record. Bases 68 to 448 code for a protein of 126 amino acids. Gene Ontology annotation, molecular function: phenylpyruvate tautomerase activity. The transcript is spliced from 3 exons. Lineage: Eukaryota; Metazoa; Arthropoda; Insecta; Hemiptera; Aphididae.
AAUUUAAUUAUAGUUUAAUCUUGCGUUAAUUCUUAGUGGUGUAAUAUACACUCUGCAAAAUAAUAAAAUGCCACGUUUCAGCGUAGAUACAAAUUUACCAGCUUCAAAAAUUCCCGAAGAAUUUUUGAAUGCUGCCACUAGUCUUCUUUCUAAAAGUCUAGGGAAAAGACAAUCAUAUUGCGUAUCAACAGUGAAUCCUGGUGUAAAAAUGACACUUGGUGGUUCCAAUGAUCCCUGUGGAUUUAUUCAAGUAACAAGUAUUGGGAGUUUGGGACCCGCAGAGAAUCCCAAACAUAUGGAAGUUUUAACUGACUAUGUACAUAAAAAUCUUGGAAUUCCGAAAAACAGGCUGUUAAUAAAUUUACAAGCAAAUAAUCAAGAAACUACCGGUUAUAUUGGAACCACCUUCCAUCAACUCUUUACUGUUGAAAAAGGAAAACGACUUUAAAGAAAAAAAUUGAUUAUACUUUGAUUGAUAUUUUAAAAUAUAUUUGUAUAUAUGGAGAAAUUCA